CGGGGGCGGAGGGGCGACCGAGGUCACGACCACGGAGGUGUCUGCAGGAGGGAGGCCGGCGGCGUCCGGCCUCUCGGGGCCAGACGCGGGGGCGCCGAGGAGAGAUUGCGCUUGGGGCUGCUGGGCCUCUGUCUGGGGCGAGGGGUCUGCAGGGCGUUCCUGGGGGGUCUUUAGCCCCGCUCGGCAACGACAGUCCUGCAAGGGGGACACCCCAGCCUCCUGGCACUGCCGCCCCGGAACCGCGGCGAUGCUGACGCGCCCCACAGGGGCCGGGUUGGGAGAGACAGGGCCGCCCGGGCUGGGUUAGCAGGUGUCGGCCACCCCGUCGCCUCGGGGGCGGGAGCAGCUGGCGAACGGGGCUGGGGAGACGGGUCCUGCUGUUGCCGACCAGCUUCGAACGGGGCCCCCGCUGCUCUUUCAUAAUCGAAGGAAGCACUGAAUGCGAAGGCCUCAAAUCAAGCCUUCCCGUUUGGUGGUGGUGGUGUGGGGGGGCGAUCGCCGUCUGUCGGGGAGGACGGACGGGGUCAGGGUGGGUUCCCAGGCUACGGGCCAGAGUAGCCCCACUAAAGCGUUUGCGAAAUGUGCGCGGUCCUGUCACCUGACCGCUACCCCCGCCCCAACCCCCUGCGAGCCUUUGUUUACCGCGGAUCGCGGCGGGGCCCGGGCCGAGAACCCGGCCCUGGAGCGACCGUCCCCGGGGAGUCGUGGCGGGAGGGGCUGCGGGCGUUCCGCCGGCCGAAUCCCCGCCUAACCUCCCCACCUUCCUACCACUCCAAGGCUUGGUUUCUUAAUUUAGUUCCUAACGUCCCCGCCCCCCCAGGUCCCGGACAUUCUGUACGCCGGCUGUUACCGCGGCCGGGAUUGGGCGCUGGCGGCGGCUGGCGGGGCGGGAACCGGGGCGCGAGUUCCGAGUGUUGAUUGGCGGCCGGCUGGUCGCUAGGGGGUCCUGCCCCGGCAGCUCUUCCCCGCCCCCUCGAAGGUGAUCUGGAGGACGCGCGGGGGCGCGCUUGGCGCUCCUCGGCCCGCGCGGAGCCGGCGACACGCGCUCCCGCGCGGAGGGACCCUCCGGGUCGCCCUCGGGUGAGCCCCGCAGCCUCUGCUAGAACCUGAGGCCGGUUCUGUGCCCUCAGGGAACCGCAGCCGUGGGCCGCCCUCCAGGGCCGCAGAAUUAGGCCCGUUUAAGUGGUGUCUUAUCUGCCCCUAUGUGGAGCAGGAAGUCCUCUUGCGCGUUUGUUCUGGAUGGUUUGUAAACAAGGUUUAACACCUUCAGCGCCAAGCCUGUUUUGUCUCCCUUUCCGUUUAGCCGGCGAUAUCCGGUCUCACCGAUAUGCUGGCCGCACCGGUGGCUGACAUGGCGCUUAACGUGUUAAAUAGCUAAGGAAGGACCCUAACGCCGCAUUUUAGGGUGCCUCGGUCACACACACACCCCGCCACCCACACCCCCCAGGCAGGGACUGUACACUAGUUUGGUGGAUUUUAAUGACUAAUUUCUCGCACUCUCUAGCAGCUUUUUAAAAAUCACGUCUCAGCAUUUGCAGCUGCAGACUGUUUAGGUCCACCAGCUGAGGUUGAUUUUUAUUAGAAUUCCUGCAUUCUAAAGGAAAAAUAAGCUUGGUUGCAGCACAGCUACACUCUAGAUUAAUUCUGAUAGUAUACAUCUUCUUUGGACUUUGUAUGCUGACCCCCUCUGUCCCGUGUGGAAAUUGAAACAACACAAAUAUUUUGACUGAGGCUUUGAUCAAGCAAAUGCUAAAAAGCCACGUAAAGAAGAGCCCUAACAGUCAUUUCUCAGCAGUUAUAUAGUCAACUGAUGUAACGAUGGUCCUAAUAUUAGGACGAAGACUAAACAGAGAGGAUCUCGGGGUGCGUGAUUCCCCAGCAACUAAGCGUAAAGUCUUUGAAAUGGACCCUAAAUCUCUGACAGGCCAUGAAUUUUUUGACUUCUCUUCAGGAUCAUCCCAUGCUGAAAACAUACUCCAGAUAUUUAAUGAAUUCCGAGAUAACCGAUUAUUCACAGAUGUUAUCAUUUGUGUGGAAGGGAAAGAAUUUCCUUGCCAUAGAGCUGUUCUAUCAGCCUGUAGUAGCUACUUCAGAGCUAUGUUUUGUAAUGACCACAGGGAAAGCCGAGAAAUGUUGGUUGAAAUCAAUGGUAUCUUAGCUGAAGCUAUGGAAUGCUUUCUGCAGUAUGUGUAUACUGGAAAGGUGAAGAUCACUACAGAGAAUGUACAAUAUAUCUUUGAAACAUCAAGCCUCUUUCAGAUCAGUGUUCUCCGUGAUGCAUGUGCCAAGUUCUUGGAGGAGCAACUUGAUCCUUGUAAUUGCUUAGGAAUUCAGCGCUUUGCUGACACCCAUUCACUCAAAACACUCUUCACAAAGUGCAAGACUUUUGCAUUACAGACUUUUGAGGAUGUGUCCCAGCAUGAGGAGUUUCUUGAGCUUGACAAAGAUGAACUUAUUGAUUAUAUUUGUAGUGACGAACUUGUUAUUAGUAAAGAGGAGAUGGUUUUUGAAGCUGUCAUGCGUUGGGUCUAUCGUGCUGUUGAUCUGAGAAGACCACUAUUACAUGAGCUCCUGACACAUGUGAGACUCCCUCUGUUGCAUCCCAACUACUUUGUUCAAACAGUUGAGGUGGACCAAUUGAUCCAGAAUUCUCCUGAGUGUUAUCAGUUGUUGCAUGAAGCAAGGCGGUACCACAUACUUGGGAAUGAAAUGAUGUCCCCAAGAACUAGGCCACGAAGGUCAACUGGCUAUUCUGAGGUGAUAGUUGUCGUUGGCGGCUGUGAACGAGUUGGAGGGUUUAAUCUUCCAUAUACUGAGUGCUAUGAUCCUGUGACAGGAGAAUGGAAGUCUUUGGCUAAGCUUCCAGAAUUUACCAAAUCAGAGUAUGCAGUCUGUGCACUAAGGAAUGACAUUCUUGUUUCAGGUGGAAGAAUCAAUGGCCGUGAUGUCUGGAUUUAUAAUUCACAGUUAAAUAUUUGGAUCAGAGUUGCUUCUCUAAACAAAGGCAGAUGGCGUCACAAAAUGGCUGUCCUCCUUGGUAAAGUAUAUGUUGUUGGAGGCUAUGAUGGACAGAACAGGCUUAGCAGCGUAGAAUGUUAUGAUUCCUUUUCAAAUCGAUGGACUGAAGUUGCUCCCCUUAAGGAAGCAGUGAGUUCUCCUGCUGUGACUAGCUGUGUAGGCAAACUGUUUGUGAUUGGUGGCGGACCUGAUGAUAAUACUUGUUCUGAUAAGGUUCAAUCUUAUGAUCCAGAAACCAAUUCUUGGCUACUUCGUGCAGCUAUCCCAAUUGCCAAGAGAUGUAUAACAGCUGUAUCCUUAAACAACUUGAUAUAUGUGGCUGGUGGACUGACCAAGGCAAUAUACUGUUACGAUCCAGUUGAAGAUUACUGGAUGCACGUACAGAAUACAUUCAGCCGGCAGACAGUGAUGAUGAACCAUAGGACUGUUGAAGAAUUCAAAAGAAAUACAGUGAUGAUGAACCAUAGGACUGUUGAAGAAUUCAAAAGAAAUGCUGUCAUCAAAGAAUCUAUCACAGUGGACAAGGCCUUGCACAGCAGUAAGGACUUCUCACACCUCAGUAAGCACAAAAGUCACCUGGGGAUCCUGUUAAGCUGCAGAUUCUGAUUCAGUAACUCUGCGGUGGGCCCUGAGAUUCUGCAUAUCUAACAAGCUCCCAGGUGAUGUCUCUCCUGUUGGUUGAGGGCCACAGUUUAGCAAAAUUAUGAUGUGCCAAUGGAGUGUAGAGGAGAAGGCAGGAAAUUAAUUCUUCAGGAGAAAGAAGUCUAGACCUUGACUUUGCAAAAAGUGGGAGGUGACUUGGGAAAUAACAAGGAAUGUGGUGAAUAGCCACCAGACUGGGAAGAUGAAUUGUAAAUGAUCUUAAACUUGAUCAUAAUGAGUUUUAAUUUUAGCCUGAACCAGUGGUUCUUAAAACGUGGUCCUUGAUCAGCAUCAUCCCCAAAGUUGUUAAAAAUGCACAUUUUAGGACCUACCCCCAGACCUACUGAAUCAGAAACUCUGAAGGAGGAAUCCAGCAAUCUGUGUUUGAACAAGUCCUUCAGGUAAUGCUAAUGAACUGUAACAUUUGAGAACCACAGGUCUUAGGCAAUGGAGGGUGGGGGCACUGGGAGGUGUUUUAAAUAGUAGAGGGAAGCGAUCAGAUCAGUGUUGUAGAAAGGUGACCCCUGUCCUAGGAGGCAGGUAGCAUGACCAAUUAGGAAGAAAGGGCAGGAAACCAGGAGUCAUACAGGAAUGUGCUUGUCUGCAAAUAACAGAAAGCCUGAACUCAAGGUGUUUAAACAAAUGAGUGAUAUUUUUCUUACACAGCAAGUUGGCAGUCCAGGCCUGGUACUAAGGCUCCAAACUGUCCUCAAACACCCAGGCUCCGGCUUCCCUCUGCCCUACCAUGUUGGCUCGUGAUCUCAUGGCCAAAGGAUGGAUGCUGUUUCUUCAGGUAUCACAUCCAAAUUCAAGGUAGAAAAAAGGGGACUGAGGGGCAAAGGCAGGACUAGUUAUAACCCUCCACUUCCUUUGGGAGACUCUUUUUUAUUCAUUGAACUUGUGGUUUCAUUUUCUUGAGCCACAUGGUCACUCCUGGCUGCAAGGGAGGGUAGGAGAUGGAGUGUUUAACUUUCCAUCUUCUGUAGAAGGUAGAGGAAGAAGGGUUGGAAAAGGAUGUGAAGUCUGCCAAGCUGACGUGUAUGCCACGUCUUCUUAUAACUAAUGUUACAAGAAGAGAGAUGGGAUGGUUGAAAGCAGGAGAGGAGAGGCACAGCUUAUCUUAUGUUAUUGCAUAAAUAAGUCCUUUAUACAAA
This is a messenger RNA of Myotis myotis, 4814 nucleotides long. RefSeq names its product kelch like family member 24 (gene KLHL24). The coding region runs from base 1819 to 3624 and encodes 601 amino acids. The record is from RefSeq and is a predicted model, not a curated record. Lineage: Eukaryota; Metazoa; Chordata; Mammalia; Chiroptera; Vespertilionidae. The transcript is spliced from 9 exons. Gene Ontology annotation, molecular function: protein binding.